AACAGCUGUGUGUCGUGUUUAUAUAUAAAAGUCUAUUAAUUUGAGUUUCAAAUAAAUAAAUUAAAGGAAACAAUGGAAAUUGAUUCAAAUAACGAAAAGGCGAUUAAUUCAGAUAAUGCUGAGGCUAUCCUGUGUCUACCUGGGCAACGCUUAUGCCUUUCGGAAGAGACUACUGUGGCUGGUCAAGGAACCUAUGAACGUGGCGGUUAUAUUUAUGCUACCUUGGCUGGAAGCGUGCAAGUCAAAGAGAAGGAUAAGUGUAAAUACAUAGAAGUUAAGUGUGCUGGUAGCCAGACUAUUGUUCCAGUUGCGGGCGAUGUAAUAACAGCGCGUGUUCUGCAAGUAAAUCAACGUUUUGCCAAAUGCUCUAUAAUAUGUAUUGGAGAUCACAUACUUGAACGUACCUAUCGGGGAAUAGUACGUAAAGAAGAUGUACGUGCUACUGAAAAGGAUAGAGUUGAAAUGUAUAAAUCAUUCCGUCCAGGCGAUGUGAUACUGGCUCGAGUGUUACCUCAAACUGAGCUGUCGUGUUACCAAUUAAGUACUGCUGAAAACGAAUUGGGUGUAGUAGUUGCGACGUCUAGCGAGAGCGGGGCGAAUGGUCCACCAAUGGUACCUGUCAGUUGGACAGAAAUGCAAUGCCCAAAUACGCUAGUAAAAGAACCACGGAAGGUAGCGAAAAUUGUCGCAGAAAGUUCUUUAAAAACCGAGAAGUUAACUUAGGAUGUAAAUGAAAACCUUCUUCGUAAUUUUAGUACAAAAAAUCUGCUAAUAUAAUAAAAACAAAAAAAAAAGAA
Molecule: messenger RNA, 797 nt
Organism: Bactrocera tryoni
Lineage: Eukaryota; Metazoa; Arthropoda; Insecta; Diptera; Tephritidae
Gene: Csl4
Product: exosome complex component CSL4
Exons: 3
Coding region: 73-723 (216 amino acids)
Biological process (GO): RNA processing
Cellular component (GO): cytoplasm; nuclear exosome (RNase complex)
Molecular function (GO): RNA binding
Source: RefSeq, a predicted model, not a curated record